Messenger RNA from Penicillium griseofulvum, 2238 nucleotides. RefSeq lists its product as uncharacterized. Bases 1 to 2238 code for a protein of 745 amino acids. The record is from RefSeq and is a predicted model, not a curated record. The transcript has 3 exons. Lineage: Eukaryota; Fungi; Ascomycota; Eurotiomycetes; Eurotiales; Aspergillaceae.
AUGGGCGGCAUAGGAAUUUGGUGUAUGCACUUUAUCGGCAAUCGUGCCAUCGUCCUGGGUGAAGGUCAGGCAGACAUUCAAGUCAUGUAUAAUGUCGCCUUCACGGGUACUUCUUUCGUACUCCCCGUCAUAGUACUGCUAUUUGCCUUCUAUGCCGUGGGGGUCGAGGAGAAGGCAGGCUAUCUUCGCAUCGCCAUCGGAGGCGUGCUCACUGGUAGCUCUGUCUGUGGUAUGCACUACGUCGGUCAACUCGGAAUAUCAAACUAUAGGUGCUCCUACCACGUCGCCAACGUCGUGGGCGCCGCGAUAAUUGCUAUUUUCUCCAGUACUGUUGCUCUGGGCAUCUUCUUCCGCUGGAGAGCAACUUGGACUGAUAGCUGGUGGAGACGAGGAAUUUGCGCUUGCUUAUUGGCAUGUGCUGUCUCGGGCAUGCAUUGGACUGCGGCCGUUGGAACGAUCUAUCAGGAUCACGACCGCAGGAUCAUGAUUGGAACUCAGUUGUCGAGGAGUCAGGUUGUUAUUGUUUGCACUGUUCUGGCCUGUGUUGCUUGUUUGAUUUUGUCGAUGUGCGCUAUUCUCGCUGGCCGAAAUCGCAGAAAGUCAACGACACGUGCCCAUCAGCUUGUUCUCGCCUGUGCCUACUUUGAUCCCUCUGGACGGAUCAUGGUUACGACGCAGGCUAUGCUUCCUACUAAGAAGAUUGUUGAUCAUUAUAUCGGACGGACAUUCAAAGACGAUGAUCUCACUCGUACCCACCCUACCUUCCUAUGGGCGUUUAGAGCAACUCGGAACUGGCCCGUCGUGAAAGACCUGGUUCCAUUUAUGCGAAACCGCCUUGAUUCCGAAGAAAGCGCCAUCGAGAAACACAUGCUAUCCCGAGGAGUGUUUAUGGACAAGGAUACUGAGUUGCAAACUGACUUUGAUACAUUGUUCAAGCAACUCUUUUGUGUCACAGCCCAAGAGCUCUCAGAUGAACUUCGUCUGCCUCUCCAAGACCUCGGUACACUAUACGACGAUGUUCUCUCCACUGCUAUACCCAUCUCCCGAAUUUCUCGAGCCAUGGGCCGCUCGUCCCUCCGCACUGGCAAGGGACAAGUGAUGUUCACCGUUCGCCAGCUACAGAAGCAAGAAGCAGCGCGCCUAAAAUCGCAAGGAUUCCGCUUCGCAACCAUCGAGCAUGUCACAGGAAUGCUUUCCCGACGCAUCCACGUGCCCGAAGCAAACCUAACCACCGCUCUCCGCGAUAUGCGCGACUACGCAAGCUCAAAUCGCGGCUUCGACGAGGGAGUCCACCUCGUCUCCUUUAUGAUGCGCCCAACAAUCCACGAUCACUUCGAGAUCCUCACCGCAAAGGGCGUCGGCAACCCCCUCCCAUCCUCAACCCUCCCAAUGAAACAACUCCAAGUCCACCACCUAGAACUCAUCUCCCACAUGGAAGGCUGGUCCAUGGACGUAUGUAUGCGAUAUCUCGAGUCAGCCGCCGCAGCACAAGCCUUCCCAACCCUAUCCGAAUUCCGCACCCACCUCACCAAAGCCAUAAUCUCCCUCUCGAAAACCAUCCCAGAAGACAUGCGCGCAGCAGCACAACUCUCUUCCCGCCCAUUAACAGCCCCCUGCCGCAGCGGACCAUCCAGCAGCGGGCCCUCCAACCCCGAAACCGCAGUGCAAAACAGCUGCACCCUCCUAGCCUUCUGCGUCGUCGGCACACUCGACACCCAGAUCUCUAACCCGGACUACACCUUCACGCCCUUCCGCCUCUUCCGUGUCCAGCAACAAAUAAACGAAGCCCUCACGGACCGCGACGACUUCGCCCGCGAACUAGGCCAAGAACUCUUCUGCACAGACGUGCGCUCCGGCUCGACUGCCAGCGAGAGCGAUCUCACCUCUACUGCCAAAAUGGCCAUUCUGCGUCUAUGGUCGUCGCGCAAGAGCCUGCCGCCUUCGACAUCGGGCUCCGGCUCGCGAAACUCCCUGGAGUCGUUUAUGGAUCCUACGGCGACUGCGUUGCGGGAUAUCACCGUUCGCAAGGAGGUUCGCGUUGAUUUUACCCAUCUUCAUGAGAAUUCCAAUCCGAAUAAUCUCAGUAAUCGGGAUAUGAAGGUGGUUGUUUCUGGUGGGAUGGAAAAUACACCUGCGAGUUAUGUCGAUGAGUUGUAUAGCCUUUGCUAUUCACCUGGUAUUCGGUUGAGGCCUGAUGCGUCGUUGCAGAAUAUCUCGCGUGGAUCGACUGCAUGCUGA